GACAGAAGCGUGGAAUAUGACAGACUGUAAACUUGCGUGGUAUAUAUUUUCUUACAAUGCCACCUAAAAAAGAUGCAAAAGGAGGAGCAAAAGCUGCUCCAGCCAAAGGUGGAGCAGGUGGAAAGAAAGGUGGUGCCGGAGAUGAAGCUGGCGGCAAGGAGAAGAAAGGAGGAAACGCUGUAAAAGUUCGUCACAUUUUGUGUGAGAAGCAAGGCAAGAUCCUAGAAGCUCUGGAGAAACUGAAAGAAGGACAAAGCUUCAAUGUGGUGGCCACUAACUACAGUGAGGACAAAGCUCGACAAGGUGGCGAUUUGGGAUGGCAAAUCCGAGGAGCAAUGGUCGGACCAUUCCAGGAUGCAGCUUUUGCGUUACCAAUUUCGACAAUAAAUGCCCCGAAAUACACAGACCCGCCAAUCAAAACCAAAUUUGGUUAUCACAUCAUUAUGGUUGAAGGGAAGAAAUAAACUGUAAGCUUAUUUUUGAGAAUCAUGUUCAAUCUUAACUUUAAUAAAUAUGAAUAAAUGAACACAUUUACAAAAUUAA
Messenger RNA from Aedes aegypti (yellow fever mosquito), 543 nucleotides. RefSeq names its product peptidyl-prolyl cis-trans isomerase NIMA-interacting 4-like. Lineage: Eukaryota; Metazoa; Arthropoda; Insecta; Diptera; Culicidae. Gene Ontology annotation, biological process: rRNA processing. The record is from RefSeq and is a predicted model, not a curated record. The coding region runs from base 57 to 464 and encodes 135 amino acids. Gene Ontology annotation, molecular function: DNA binding; peptidyl-prolyl cis-trans isomerase activity. The transcript has 3 exons.